Molecule: messenger RNA, 673 nt
Organism: Dipodomys spectabilis (banner-tailed kangaroo rat)
Lineage: Eukaryota; Metazoa; Chordata; Mammalia; Rodentia; Heteromyidae
Product: ubiquitin-conjugating enzyme E2 D3-like
Exons: 1
Coding region: 171-614 (147 amino acids)
Biological process (GO): protein polyubiquitination; ubiquitin-dependent protein catabolic process
Cellular component (GO): nucleus
Molecular function (GO): ubiquitin conjugating enzyme activity
Source: RefSeq, a predicted model, not a curated record
CCACGAGGUUCUCGUGAGAUUCGCCUCGACACCAAGCGCCUGUGUCUGGCAGCACCGGUGUGAGACAAAGAUACAGUCCUUCCCCAGCCACCCGGAUAAUCAAGAGUUUUGGCCGGACCCUUUGAGCACACAACGAGAUAGAAUGAGGAGCCAAGCGAAAAGCACAGACUAUGGCGUUAAAAGGGAUUAAUAAGGAACUUGGUGAUUUGGCCCGUGAUCCUCCAGCACAGUGCUCUGCAGGUCCAGUUGGGGAUGACUUGUUUCACUGGCAAGCCACAAUGAUGGGACCUAAUGACAGCCCAUCUCAAGGCGGUGUAUUCUUUUUGACAAUUCAUUUUCCUACAGACUACCCCUUCAAACCACCCAAGGUUGCAUUUACAACAAGAAUUUACCAUCCAAAUAUGAACAGUAAUGGCAGCAUUUGUCUUGAUAUUCUAAGGUCACAGUGGUCUCCUGCUUUAACUAUUUCUAAAGUUCUUUUAUCCAUUUGUCCACUGCUAGGUAAUCCGAACCCAGAUGACCCCCUAGUGCCAGAGAUUGCACGGAUCUAUAAAACAGACAGAGAUAAGCACAACAGAAUAUCUCGGGAAUGGACUCAGAAGUAUGCCAUGUGAUGCUACCUUAAAGUCAGAAUAACCUGCAUUAUAGCUGGAAUAAACUUUAAAUUACUGUU